Lentinula edodes (shiitake mushroom) is the source of this 785-nucleotide messenger RNA. Its product is annotated as DnaJ domain-containing protein. The transcript has 4 exons. The coding region runs from base 181 to 675 and encodes 164 amino acids. NCBI's taxonomy places the organism in Eukaryota, Fungi, Basidiomycota, Agaricomycetes, Agaricales, Omphalotaceae. The record is from RefSeq and is a predicted model, not a curated record.
GGGCAGUGAUAAAUAUCUUCAGACUUCAGUCGGGAUUCGGCCCCACAAUCACCGACCCGCGCGUGCGCACGGGCCAUGUGCUUCGAGAUUUCAUUAUACCAUUCCCCAUUAAGAAGGUCCAACCUUGGUUGAAUUUGAACGUCCUCGAACUGGAUUUCUCAUCUUUUCAGAGGUUGCUUUAUGCCAACUCUUUAUCAGAUAUUGGGAAUUCGCCCCUCGGCUACUGCUGAAGAAGUCCGGCGAGCAUACAAACAAAGAGCCCUUGAAACUCAUCCUGACAAACUUGAACCUGGGGCAUCUAUCAAAGAGAAGGAGCGCGCGGAACGAAGCUUUCGUGAGGUGCACGAAGCCUUUGUCGUCCUAGGAGACGUCGAGAAGCGCAAGGCGUACGACAUCCGAACACAUAUCCCAAGUUCACUUUCGUAUCAGAAAGCCUCGGACGAAGCAAAACGAAAGAUGGAGGAUAGAGCUGAGUGGCAACGCCAGCAACAGGAGCGGCGCAAAGCUAGUAUGGCCGAGAUACGAGAGCAAAAUAGAAUCGCAAUGCAGAAGGCGCGGGAGCGCAGAUUUAAGGCAGCAGAACAGGCGACGUUGGUGAAGAAUAUGGUUGAUGAAUUGUUACAGUUGACACCAGAGUGGGAACAAAGAAGACUUCAUGUACAACAGGUGAACUGAACGAGACUAUUCUUUGGAAUGCCUUGACUUAAUCUCCAUGCAGCGCAGGGCCAGUCGAUUGAAUACCGGAAAUCCACGAUGGAGUACUGUUCAAUAACGCUUCACGGGCU